AUAGGAGUAAAACUAUAUUUUUCUGCUACAAGGUUUUCUUGCAGUAAAAUUAUAUGAGUUUAUAAUCCAAGGAGAUCUACCACAAUUGUGACAGAGUCAAAGCAACCAGCAAGGGCAGCUUAAGAGGCUAAUAUAAACCUUGCGACUGAACGAUCAUGUUACACGAGAAGCGGAGAAGGUAUAUAGAAACCUUGCAGUUUCUCUAAAUAAUCAAAAGAAUUCAAUGGUGUGCUUACCAGUUACAGUAUGUAUGUAACUAGAUCCUCUUGUUUCCCACGGAGGGUUGAUUAUAUAGCUCUACGUUGCCUCCAUUACCUCAGGCAACAAUCUAAUAUAAAACUAUAUAUUCUGUUUUUGAAAGAAAAAAAAACUUAGUGCUGUCCCUCUUCUUCUCUUGGUUGAUAUUUUGAGACUAGAGAGGACCUAUUAUUUGUUUGUUUCAGUAUGGUUUACUAGUCUCUUCUCUUCAAGCAAGAAAUGGAGGUUUCUCUGAUAGGACUUCAAAAUGCAGGAAAGACAUCACUUGUAAAUGUUAUUGCAACUGGUGGAUACAGUGAAGACAUGAUUCCUACCGUAGGGUUUAACAUGAGGAAAGUGACAAAAGAAAACGUUACAAUUAGACUAUGGGAUCUUGGUGGUCAUCCUAGAUUCCGCAGCAUGUGGGAACGUUACUGCCGCGCUGUUUCUGCGAUUGUGUACGUUGUUGAUGCUGCAGAUCCUGACAACCUCAGUGUCUCGAGAAGUGAACUCCAUGAUUUGUUGAGCAAGAGUUCGCUUAACGGUAUUCCUCUUCUGGUUAUUGGGAACAAGAUUGACAAACCUGGAGCUCUGUCCAAAGAAGCCUUAACAGAAGAAAUGGGGCUUAGUUCGCUUACGGAUAGAGAAGUCUGCUGUUUCAUGAUAUCCUGCAAGAACCCUACCACCAUUGAUCAGGUCACUGAUUGGUUUGUAAAUCACUCAACAUCAAAGAACUAAACUUCACCAAGAACAUAUGUUCCCUCUUCUUGAUCUUCUUGCAUUAUCUGGUUGAUAAUGAUAAUACUUCUUGUAAGUCAGUUUUUUCAUGUGAUACAAGAGUUGGUCUUUAUUUGUCUUCUGUCACACUUACUUUACUGGUCUUGUUUGGUCCAGUCUUGCCUUUGUUUAUUACAUGUGAGUUGUUUUCUA
This is a messenger RNA of Capsella rubella, 1167 nucleotides long. Its product is annotated as ADP-ribosylation factor-like protein 8a. The record is from RefSeq and is a predicted model, not a curated record. Gene Ontology annotation, molecular function: GTPase activity; GTP binding. The transcript is spliced from 5 exons. Bases 478 to 975 code for a protein of 165 amino acids. Lineage: Eukaryota; Viridiplantae; Streptophyta; Magnoliopsida; Brassicales; Brassicaceae. Gene Ontology annotation, biological process: protein transport.